Zeugodacus cucurbitae (melon fly) is the source of this 1704-nucleotide messenger RNA. It is a transcript of the gene dmrt93B, whose product is annotated as doublesex- and mab-3-related transcription factor A2. The transcript has 5 exons. The coding region runs from base 566 to 1582 and encodes 338 amino acids. The record is from RefSeq and is a predicted model, not a curated record. Gene Ontology annotation, molecular function: protein binding; DNA-binding transcription factor activity, RNA polymerase II-specific; RNA polymerase II cis-regulatory region sequence-specific DNA binding. NCBI's taxonomy places the organism in Eukaryota, Metazoa, Arthropoda, Insecta, Diptera, Tephritidae. Gene Ontology annotation, biological process: sex differentiation; regulation of transcription by RNA polymerase II. Gene Ontology annotation, cellular component: nucleus.
CAUUUAUUUGAUGAGCCCUUGUCAUAUUUAUAUUAUUUUAAUUAUUUAAUUAUUAUUAUUACUUCAGCUGUUUUUGUAUUGUACAUGCUACAACAGUACAGAUUAAGCCCUUAGAUUAUCGUUGUUUGAAACACAAGCUACUGACCAAUCAAAACAGAGGGUGUGGCCAAACAGUUUUGAAUGGUGGAAUAACCAUACUGAAAGCAACAAAUUAAAACUGACAACCACGGCGAAAAGGAUAUUUGCAGGAGGAGUAAAUGUUGCAAAAGCAAAACGAUGUAUCGUUUAAGGCGUUGCAAAGCAUAGUUUCUAUGUAUGAAGAUGCGUUUGUCACUCUGUAAAAAGUACUUUUGUCUGCAUGUAUAUAAUUUAAGUUUGCGCAAUGUAAAAUAACAGCACUUCAUUUGCAACAAUGCGGCACAAAAAUUGCCAAUCAAAUGCCACAGAAUUCAAUAGGAUAUUUUUAACAAAGGAUAUAAAUUAACGUGCAGGAUUAGUUUCACUUGGGAAGUCGUUGCAUAUUAUACGGUCUGUACGCUGAACCGGAAGUUCAAUAACGGCCAAAAUGAACAAUGCAAAUAACGAUAGAAAUAUGUGCACUAUAAUGGGAGCUUCAAAGAAACCCCGUAGUGGCAUUUUAAAUAAGUCCUUUAAAGUGACUACUAUGCCGGCAGCGCCUAAAGGUGCUAACCGUGUGCCAAAGUGUGCGCGUUGCCGCAAUCAUGGCAUCAUCUCCGAGCUGCGUGGCCACAAGAAACUAUGCACCUACAAAAAUUGUAAAUGUGCUAAGUGCGUGUUAAUAUUCGAACGACAACGUAUUAUGGCGGCACAGGUUGCCCUGAAGCGACAACAGGCGGUGGAGAAUGCCAUUGCCCUGCGACUGAUGGCCACCAAGACGGGCAAACAAAUCGAUGCACUGCCAGAGGGACAAAUCUUUGGACUCUCCACUAGCGUCUUAAGUGAGUGCGCAGAGGGGGGUGAUGCAGUGGACAGGCAACUGCCAGCACAGCGUCAAAUGAAGCCACAUCAAAUACAACAGAUGGCUGAGGACCUGAGCACAACGUCCAGUUGUGGCGUUAGUUUGAGUCAUGAGGCAACAACUACUUCGAAGUGCUCAACUACGCCUCCUCCGCCAAUGGUUGUCUCGCAGAGCGCUAUCGACAUGUUGGCGCAACUUUUUCCGCACCGCAAACGAGCUGUGUUAGAGUUGAUACUGAAACGUUGUGACUUGGAUUUGGUACGCGCUAUUGAGAGCAUGACACCAGCAAUGAGUAGCUCAUUAACCGAAACAACAACAACUGCCACGACUAGUGCAACAAUUGCCACAACAGCAGCAGCAAAAGCAACGCCCAUUCGUAGCGCUUUCAAGCCAGUCACAGCGGACUUAUACUCUCACAAAUCGGCAUUAACAAUGGGUAGUGUUAGCGCCUCCACCGGUUCGAAUGCCGUUCCGACGAUCUGCGCUUACCCCAAAUGGUUUGUACCGCUCUCCUUCCCUGUCACAAUGGGUCAUCUAUCGAACUUGGCACCGCGCUGCACCCUGCCCAAUUGCACCUGCAUGGAUACGUAUCAAUUCAAUUGAUGCCGUCCACAUGAACUUCCUAUCAAUAAAAUAUAAUUUAAUUAGGCUACCGUGCAUUUUUAUUAUUAAUUUUAUUAAUUACUUUUUAUUAUUGAAUAAAUAUUACCUUUGUUGCUAGUGUG